Pelecanus crispus (Dalmatian pelican) is the source of this 582-nucleotide messenger RNA. The record is from RefSeq and is a predicted model, not a curated record. Lineage: Eukaryota; Metazoa; Chordata; Aves; Pelecaniformes; Pelecanidae.
AUGGCAAACCCUCCACUGUUUUUCUUUUCUGCAUCAACCAGCAAGACAACAGGGAGUGUGGUCAUCUUUGGAGGAAUCGAUGAGUCUUAUUUCACCAGCUCCAUCAACUGGGUCUCCGUCACUUACAAAGGUUACUGGCAGAUCUCCAUGGACAGCAUCAUCGUGAACAGCCGGGAGAUUGCAUGCAGUGGUGGCUGCCAAGCCAUCAUUGACACCAGCACUUCCCUUGUUGCUGGGCCACCCUCCGGCAUUAGUAUCAUCCAGAGCACGGUUGGGGCUAGACAGGACACGUACGGAGAGCACAACGUGAACUGCAGCUCCAUUUCUGCCAUGCCUGAUGUCAUCUUUGUCAUCGUUGGGGUUCAGUAUCCUGUGUCUGCCAUGGCUUACAUUGAGCAGAAUGACCAAGGAUCUUGCAUCAGCAGUUUCCAGAACACCUCUGGGGCCCUCUGGAUCUUGGGAGACAUCUUCAUCAGGGUGUACUACAGCAUCUUUGACCGGGCCAACAACCGCAUUGGACUGGCCAAGGCUAUUCAGAUCCACCACAAGGCCAGCGGUGCUGUGGUUUCAUCAUGCAGAUAA